AUGUCGGAGAGGAAAGCAGAGGGCUUCACCAUGAAGCCCAAGGGGAUUCACGCCGCGUUGUCCUGUGUAUCUGACCAGAUGGUGGGAGUGGGACGUCCAAAAGCACGGGUUUUUCAAGAGAAGGCGGUCAAACCAAACUUCCGUGAGAGCUGCGUCUCUGGAGACAUUCCCAUCGCUCUGACACACGUCACCAAAGGGAAUGGCGUCAGGUGGAAGGUGGACUUUGAGAGGAUCGAUUACCACCAUUUCCUGCCGCUGUUCUUCCAAGGUUUGGCUGAGACUACUCAUCCAUACGAGAAAUUGGCAAACCAGGGAAUCCACGGCAUGUUGGACCAUUGUGGCCAAGAAAUCAUCAGUAUUGUUCCACAGCUCAUCCCUCACAUCAAGAAUGCUCUGAACACGAGGAACGAUCGGGUGAUGUGCAACACCUUGCAGGUCCUGCAGCAUAUGGUGAUGUCUGCACACAGGGUUGGGGAAGCUCUGGUCCCUUACUUCAGGCAGAUCCUCCGUUGGUUCAACCUCUUCGGGCCCAAAAAAGACAACGUUGCUGAUCUGCUGAAGAGGACUCUGGAGAUAUUUGAGCGCUAUGGAGGGAAGGACGCCUUCCAUCACAUCAAAAGCGUGAUACCCACCUACGAGUCCUGCAUGAAGUAG
Molecule: messenger RNA, 654 nt
Organism: Cololabis saira (Pacific saury)
Lineage: Eukaryota; Metazoa; Chordata; Actinopteri; Beloniformes; Belonidae
Product: parkin coregulated gene protein-like
Exons: 5
Coding region: 1-654 (217 amino acids)
Cellular component (GO): vesicle; neuron projection; cytosol
Molecular function (GO): Hsp90 protein binding; Hsp70 protein binding
Source: RefSeq, a predicted model, not a curated record